AUGAGUCGGCGCGCAGCCAAACCAGUCAAAGACCGUCUGGCUGACUUGCGAGCAGCACGAGAAGCCGGAGGAAGAUCAAAGCAAUGGAAGUCUACCGAAGACGAGGAGCUAUAUGACGAAGUCUCCGAGGACGAUUACAAAAAGAUAGUCAAAAAUCGGCUGGACAGGGAUGACUUUAUUGUGGAUGACGACGGAGGCGGAUAUGUCGACAAUGGCAUGGACGCGUUCGAGGCGGAGAAGGAUUACGAGAGUGACGAUAACGAAGAGGACGAGGAGGAAAGAGAAAGCGCAAAGCACCAAUCCACAGCUGAACGAAAGAAGACGAAAGCAGCCCUAGCAGCCCAGCGAGCCAAAGAUGAAGCUUAUGCCGAGAAAAACUCGAUUACAGACUAUCGGCCCGUUGUUUCGACUGAAAAGGAACAAGACUUUAUGAGUUCUCUACUUGGAAAUUUGGAUUCAUUGCCAUCCAAGUCGGCUGCCCCAUCCAAACGAAGCUCGCCCCGCGUUUGGAGGACCCCCACGGCCGUUCAAACCUCCCGGAACUCUAAAGCGUCCGAAGCGCCAUCCUCAGAUCUUCCGAGCGACGCCGGAUACGGUCAAUUCUCGGAUGCGAACGACGCCUCGGAAAACGAGUGGUCCACCGCGAGCCCCACUAAGAAGCCCAAACGUGAGCCCUCGAGUUCGCCCACCCAUCGUCUCAGCAGUUUAGCUGUUGAUGAUGGGGACGAAUACGAUGACGGAGAUGCUGGAUUUUGGGAAGAGGCAGCCGAGAUGGAUUUGGACGAGCCAGAGGUAGGAAAAGGCAAGGCGAAAGUCGUCAAGCCUCAAAAUGUCCUUCCGAACGGACGCGCCGUCAAAGUGGAACCCAAGGUUGAACCUGUUGAUACGAAGCCGCCUGCUUGGCUUGAGCUCCACGCAUCCCUUAAUGCAUCUGCCGUGACUGAACCCGAGACUCUCGGGUCUGACAAACCCGGGACCAUUUCCCAUGAUGUCAAGGCACUUGAAGAGGACGGAUCGCUAAGAAUGUUCUGGCUGGAUUAUCUGGAGUUGGACUCGAGGCUUUACCUAGUAGGCAAAGUAAUCGAUAAAGCCCAGAGCACGGAAAAAGUCACCAAAUGGGCAAGCUGUUGUGUGGCGAUCGAAGGCAUUGAACGGAACCUGUUCGUGUUGCCAAGAAAGUACCGAAUGGAGUUCGGACAUGAAACGGAUACUGCACCUACAGAAGACGAAGUCUAUGACGAGUUCGACCGAGUCAGGCAAAAAAAUGGAAUCAAGAAAUGGGCUGCCAAAUUUGUUACUCGUAGUUAUGCGUUUGGCGAACCCGUAUCCCAGAGGGCGAAUCUCAAUGGAUGA
Messenger RNA from Rhizoctonia solani, 1353 nucleotides. RefSeq names its product DNA polymerase II large subunit. Gene Ontology annotation, molecular function: pyrimidine nucleotide binding; chromatin binding; DNA-directed DNA polymerase activity. The coding region runs from base 1 to 1353 and encodes 450 amino acids. Gene Ontology annotation, biological process: lagging strand elongation; leading strand elongation; mitotic DNA replication initiation. The record is from RefSeq and is a predicted model, not a curated record. NCBI's taxonomy places the organism in Eukaryota, Fungi, Basidiomycota, Agaricomycetes, Cantharellales, Ceratobasidiaceae. The transcript has 5 exons. Gene Ontology annotation, cellular component: alpha DNA polymerase:primase complex.